Messenger RNA from Coccinella septempunctata (seven-spotted ladybird), 1583 nucleotides. RefSeq names its product dynein regulatory complex subunit 2-like. The coding region runs from base 138 to 1502 and encodes 454 amino acids. Gene Ontology annotation, biological process: regulation of cilium movement; cilium-dependent cell motility; axonemal dynein complex assembly. Lineage: Eukaryota; Metazoa; Arthropoda; Insecta; Coleoptera; Coccinellidae. The transcript is spliced from 3 exons. Gene Ontology annotation, cellular component: axonemal dynein complex; axoneme. The record is from RefSeq and is a predicted model, not a curated record.
CAAAGUGACUUCUUGUCCGAAGUAUUGUGUAUGAUUUUUUUUAAUUGCGUUAUUUUUUGUAUAUUUCUCACCCUCAGUACUGAUUUUUUUCUAUUAUUUUUCGAUUUUUCAUCUCGAUAAUUGGAGAAUAAAACGAAAUGAUAAGGGGUAAAGUGAGUAAAGAGCAGGCGAGGAGGAUAAAACAGGAGAAGGAAUUUCAAGUAAGAAGAGACUUUUUGGCCAGAGAACGAGACUAUGGGAAGGCCAAUCUAGCCAAGUUCACGAAAAAAUGGUCGAAAAUGUUGAAAGAAAUCGGUUGCGAGCACCUCAGGAGAGAAGUUCUGGCAUUCUGGCAUCAUUUCGAAAAAGUUGUUGAUUAUAAGGAAGUGGUAAUUUCCAUGUUUUUGGAUUGGCUCGACGAGCAAAACGUUCGCCAUUGGAUGUCCCUGACAAAUCACAACGAUUUGGUGGAAUACUUGAUAACUUUCUUCUAUAGGGGCCACAAAUGGAUUUACAAUGAGCUUGGAACUCAGGUGAACAAACUCAUAGAUCUCUGGGUCAAAGAUUACAAUGAGAACAGGGUAAGAGCGAUCACGAACGAAGAGUACUUAGAGACGAUGAAAUACCAAAUGAGCUGUAUCAAAAAACGUGAAGAAUACGAAACGGUCACCAAAAACUUCUCCAUAAUCAACGAGAAAACCACCAAAUAUAAGGUUUUACUUGGCGACAUCACUUUCACCCUAUCGGAUAAGUUCGAAAGUCUACACUGGAAGACCAAACAGUUUACUUACGACUAUUUCGCUUCAAUCAAAAAACUACAGAAGAUGGGUGCUGAAUCGAUGGAACGCUACGAAGCUUUCCAGAAAGACAUAGAUUCCAACCACAGGAAAAAUAAGAAGCUCGAAAAGCUCAUCCACGUUCUGCUCCGAAAAUACAAAGAACUGUUCAGUACGAACGAACAGAAAUUGGAAGAGCUCUCGAAAGAGAGGGAUUCCUUGCACGAGUGCUUCUUGAUAUUUCGUGAGAAUCUGUUCUAUGACAAGAGGAACGACAUGAAGAAAAGGAAAGUUUUGACAGUCAGUUUCAACGAUAACUUCAGGCAACUUGAGGAAAUAGCGAGGAAGGGAAAGAUUCUAAUGAAAUGUUUGGGUGCUUGCCGAAGGUACGAGACAGAAGAAGAAAAAAUGAUGCCAUACCCGGAAGAGGUAGUACCUGAAGAUAAACAUCAGGAUCCAAGGCAUAUAGACAUAAGCAAAGAACUGAGCCUUUUCUGGAAUAGGCUGGCAGCAGUUGAUGCUAGUAGACACACAUUGAACGAAGAACGAAAAUACCUCGAGAAUGAGAACAACAAGAUAAGAAAACAAAUCCAUUCCUUCUGCAAAUGUUUGGAUUGUCCACCGCUGCCGCAUAUUCCUCAGAGAGCGGGAAAAAUUCCCUACACGGAAGGUAGAGAAAUGGUCCAAAAACAAAAGGCACAAAAUGGAAAACGAGGGGCAGUCGGUAAAAAUAUGCCCAGUGUUUGAUAGAUUUAGGUAAACCGUAAAGAAUAGGUGUUGGAUGUCUAUGUGAAAAAUGAAAGGAAAUAAAAUCGUAUAGAAAGUAAA